AUGAUGGAUAGUAAUGACAUAGGUUCUGAAUCAAGAAGAGGCUUUGUAUCACAAGGAUGGACACGUAUUUCGCAGAUAUACCAAGGCCUAUUAGAUAAGUGGACUCCUCAUGUUAAAAGUAGAUGGGCUGCAGCUAUAAUACUGAUUCUUAUAUUUAUUCUUCGAGUAUUCUUGAAACAAGGCUGGUAUAUAGUCACCUAUGCAUUAGGUAUAUAUCAUUUAAAUUUAUUUAUUGCAUUCCUGACACCAAAGAUUGAUCCUGCAAUGGAUUUUGAUGGAGAUGAUGAAAAUGGCCCAGCUUUACCUACUAGAUCAACUGAAGAAUUUCGGCCUUUCAUCCGAAGAUUGCCAGAAUUCAAAUUUUGGUUAUCGGUGACCAAAAGUACCAUAUUUGCUUUCUGUUGUACUUUUAUUGAUGCAUUCAAUAUACCGGUAUUUUGGCCUAUUUUAGUAAUGUAUUUUAUAACAUUAUUCUGCAUCACAAUGAAGAGGCAAAUUAAGCACAUGAUAAAGUAUCGCUACCUACCAUUCACACAUAGCAAGCCAAAGUACAAAACAGUAGACUCAACAGUGACUGUGAACUGA
Messenger RNA from Leptosia nina, 585 nucleotides. NCBI's taxonomy places the organism in Eukaryota, Metazoa, Arthropoda, Insecta, Lepidoptera, Pieridae. The record is from the annotation of a GenBank genome assembly.